AUGCACUACGACCAGUUAUUCCCCUGCCACGCCCCGGCCCACCAACCGGGGCAGUUCACCUACUUUCGACGACUUCCCGCCGAGAUCCGAAACAUGAUCUGGGAAUUCGCCCUCCCUGAUCCCCGGGUCUACGAGGUCCUGGACGCCCCGAACGCAAAGCACAAAACCCCAGCCGACAAAGGCCUCAUGUUCGCCAACAUCCAUCACGAACCGCCCCCGGCUCUGGCCUCCGUCUGCAGGGAAAGCCGAUGCCUCGUCCUGCACCACUACAAACCCCUCACCCUAGGCAAUACAACAAAAUACAUCGACAUGUCGCGGGAUGUUUUGCUGCUCGAGCCGUACCUUUUGGUCAAGAGAUUGCACAGGACGCUGCACUUCAUGAGCCAGAUCCCGUUGAUUAGGGAGAACAUGACGCAGCUUGCGCUGGGGACGUCGUAUGGUGUUUAUCCGGGUAUCUUUCAUCCCGUGCUGGGGAGGAAAGUGUCGAAGAAUAAUAUGACGAAGUUGUUGAUGGCGCUGGCGAGGUUUCCGAAGUUGAAGACGUUGGUGUUUGUGGUGCAUCAGGAGUUCCAGUUCGAGUUUGACUUGAGGCAGGUGGGCGGUGUGCCACCGAUUCAGGUGCCGGAGGCUUAUCGCCCGGCAGCACCUCCGGUUGGGCAUGUGUUUGCGGCUCCCAACGGGUAUAUGGCUACAGCCGACAUGCCGCAUCACGUUCAGCCUACAACCGGCUUACCUUCACCAGCACACAGCACUACCUUGUCGCCCUCCCCACGUCGAGCAUUCCCGCAUCAACAUCAAAACCCCUUAACCCCGUUAACUUCCCCCUCUCACUCCCCCAUCCAGCACCCAGCAGUCCCGGCUCUACAAACAUCACCUCAGCAGUUCCCACACCAGCACCCCCCUCAACAGACCCCUCAACCACAACAACAAUCACAACCCAAGCAUCAACAAAUCCACCAAGCCUACCGCUUCAAAUUCGACAUCGAACGGAACAUCAACUCCCCCGCGGGGCCCCACGGUCGCCGCCCCUACCAUACGAACUCCUUCCUCUACUACCCCUUCUCCGUAGGCAACCCCGACGCCGAAGAGGACACCGAUGUCUGGACGAUGGCGUGCCGCUCGGGGGUGGCUUGGGGUAUGGGUUUGGGAGUGGGUAUGGGGCAUGGAACUUUACCGGCGGGGUUGAGGGGAAUGUCCGGGCCGGGGGCUUUCGCGCCGGGGUUGGGACUUGGAGGGUUGGGGUUGGGAGGGGGGAUGGGGGUUAUUGGACAGGGAGAUGGUGCUGGUAGGGAGGAAGAAGAGGAAGAAGGGGAAUGGUGCGAUCCGUGGCCGACGAAUGAUGACUGGAGGAGGUUUAGGAGGAGGUGGGUUAGGGCUAUGGUUGCGGCUUGUCUUGGGGAUCCUGUUCCUCAAGGAGUUGAAGAGGAAAGCGAAGAUGCUGGGGCUGGGAAGGUUCAGGGGAAGGGGUGUCCGCUGAGGAAGCAAGGGAUUGGGAAUCAGGGGGCGGGAGGAGGGAAGAUGGGGAAGGAGAGGAUUUAUUUGCCAGAGUUGUUGAAGAUGAGGAUUAGGGGGGCGAGUUUGUUGUGGAGGUAUGGGAGUGGAGUUCAUCAUGGAGCCGCGAGGUAA
This is a messenger RNA of Thermochaetoides thermophila DSM 1495, 1626 nucleotides long. RefSeq lists its product as uncharacterized. The transcript has a single exon. The record is from RefSeq and is a predicted model, not a curated record. The coding region runs from base 1 to 1626 and encodes 541 amino acids. Lineage: Eukaryota; Fungi; Ascomycota; Sordariomycetes; Sordariales; Chaetomiaceae.